This is a messenger RNA of Syngnathus typhle (broad-nosed pipefish), 3209 nucleotides long. It is a transcript of the gene nck2a, whose product is annotated as NCK adaptor protein 2a. The record is from RefSeq and is a predicted model, not a curated record. NCBI's taxonomy places the organism in Eukaryota, Metazoa, Chordata, Actinopteri, Syngnathiformes, Syngnathidae. Gene Ontology annotation, molecular function: protein binding. The coding region runs from base 298 to 1500 and encodes 400 amino acids. Gene Ontology annotation, biological process: negative regulation of endoplasmic reticulum stress-induced eIF2 alpha phosphorylation; positive regulation of endoplasmic reticulum stress-induced intrinsic apoptotic signaling pathway; negative regulation of PERK-mediated unfolded protein response. The transcript is spliced from 4 exons.
UUGUUCCGCGUGAAUGCGCUGUGGAAGGCUCCUGGUGGUGGUUGCAUUCAAGGCGGCGACAGAAAAAACAAGCGAGGAUUGCUUGAACAGAACAGUCGGCAAUUUUCACCACUCACCGCCCCUCCACAAAAAACUGCAGAAGACGCCAUUUAAUGUACUUAAACAUCCGUUGGUUGAUUAAGUUACUUUUGCCAGGCGUCUUAUUCCUGGGGUCGUGCAGUCAGUCAGUCAGUCAGUCAGUCAAGAGAGUGUCGCCGUUUCUCCCUGAAGCCAACACUAAGGGGGACUCCAUGAAAGAUGACAGAGGAGGUGAUUGUUGUAGCCAAGUGGGACUACACAGCCCAGCAGGACCAGGAACUUGACAUUCGAAAAAACGAGCGCCUGUUCCUGCUGGACGACUCUAAAACAUGGUGGCGUGUCCGCAACACCGCCAAUCAGACGGGCUACGUGCCGUCCAACUACGUAGAGCGCAAGAACAGCCUGAAGAAAGGCUCACUGGUGAAGAACAUCAAGGACACGCUAGGUUUGGGAAAAACAAAGAGGAAAACGAGUGCCCGCGAUACUUCGCCGACCCCGAGCUCCGACACGGAAUAUCCCUCCAACGGUAGCGGCCCCGUCGGGGGAAUGGGAGGAGGUGGCGGCGGCGGCGGAGGGGCCGCGGAGAGAAUCAACGACCUCAACAUCCCCGCUGUGGUCAAGUUUAGCUACACGGCAGGGAGGGAUGACGAGCUGACCUUGAUGAAGGGCUCCCGGGUGGUGGUGAUGGAGAAGUGCAACGACGGGUGGUGGCGAGGCACCCAGGCGGGACGUGUGGGCUGGUUCCCUUCCAAUUACGUGCAGGAGGAGAUGGUAGGGCCAGAUGACAGAGGGGAGGGGGAUUCGUCACGGAUAUACAGCACUCAAGGGACCAUGCUGGCCAACGGGAGCGCCGGCGGCGUGCUGGACCUAGUGCAGACCCUCUACCCCUUCAGCUCCGUCACGGAAGAGGAGCUCAAUUUUGAGAAGGGCGAGGUCAUGGAGGUGAUGGAGAAGCCGGAGAACGACCCUGAGUGGUGGCGCUGUAAGAACUCGCGUGGCACGGUGGGCUUGGUUCCUAAAAACUAUGUGAUGGUGCUGGACGAGCGACCCGGCCCACCGUCCUCCACGGCCGUGUCGCCGCGCAACCGCCGCGUGGCGGCGGCGCGGUCGGGCCGGUUCGCCGGGAGGGACUGGUACUACGGCAACAUCACCCGACACCAGGCCGAGCGCAUCCUUAACGAGAGAGGCGACGACGGCGACUUCCUCGUACGAGACAGCGAGUCGUCGCCCAGUGACUUCUCAGUGUCUCUGAAAGCGCCGGGCAAGAACAAGCACUUUAAAGUGCAGCUGUGCGACGGAGUCUACGGCAUCGGCCAGCGCAGGUUCACUUCCAUGGAGGAGCUGGUGGAGCACUACAAGAAAGCUCCCAUCUUCACCAGCGAGCACGGGGAAAGGUUGUACCUGGUCAAAGCACUGCUGUGAAACACACACACACACACACACACAAACAAACACUGCUCCCUGACUGUCUCAUGACUCAAGCCUUAUCUGGACAUCCUCUGGUGGUAUCCACACUGCAUCCACAUCCUCUGCCGCCCCCUUGUGGCCAUCAGGUGAAGCUCCCAGCAGGUGACCACUGAGGCCCUCCCGUGGGGGGGUCCUGAAGGUCUCUGAUGUCAUACACGUCAUAUUGGAGUAUGACCUAACACCACUGCUCUUAAACACAGUUGAAAAAGAUCACAACUAGCUGUUGAUUUUUCUUUUCCCGGUUUUUUUUUUUUUUGCUUUCCUUUGUUUGAUUUUACUUCUUCAUCAAAGGUGUCAGUCAUUACAAUGACUUCAGUAAUUGACCAGAAUCACUCGCUUGCCUUCUUGUCGCAUCCGUUUUUAUUUGAAAUCUUUUUUUUCAUUUUCCACGUUAUCCCUGUGCAGUCGACCCCAAUGACACUAUUCAUAACUGUGGCAAAUAUUGAGUUCCAAUUUACCCCCCCCAAUUAUUCAUAAGCACUACUCAUUAUGAUUUAAAGUCCAAGCCUAUUCUUAACCUGAACACAUAAGUCAUUGAUCAUCUUAAAACGUUUUGAUGAACUGCAAAGGCCAAAUUACUCAUAACCUGAACUCAAUUUGAGUUGAAAUCAUUGACAAAUUAUUCAUAACCUGGGCUUUUUUUUUCAUAUUUACAAAUCACAUAUUCAUAACUUUGGGGCUGAAUUUUGCAUAGCCUGUACACAAUUUUAGUUAGCAUUAAGUCCAAAUUAUUCACAACAUGAACAUAUUGUUAAAAAUGUCAAAAGGUGAUAAGAUAUACUAAGAUAGUUUGGUUUAUCAAGAAUUCUUUUUAGAAAUUGUCUCAAGUUUUCUAAAGCCACACAACAAACAAAUUUGGAUAACAGUUAUUUGUUUUCAUUGCAUUUUUUCAGGAACUGUUAUAACAAGCUCUUGGUAUGUCUAAUAAUGGACUCUUGCUCUAGAUGUUCAAGUUCCCAUAGUACAAAAAUAUGUGUUGACUUCAACUCCUGUUUCAAAGUAAAAAAAAAAAAAAACAUUAAAAAAAAUGGACUUUUUCCCCCCACAUCUGUAACACAACUUACCCUUUAACAAAUACAAAUUCCAUCCAAAUGUGUGGGGUGCUAAAAAUGAUUUCUUGUUCGGUUAAUCGGUCUAACAAAAUGUGGUCACCCAGUCUUAAGGGCAUCACUGUACUCAUCCGCUCAUCAGUGUGUCAACUUAUUGUGAAAGCCUGCUUAAGUUCAUGAAAGCAUUUGGAUCCACUUCUACUAAGAAAUGCAGUAAUGAGAUGGGGCUGAUUGUCGAAAAUGGUCUUUCAGGGGCCAUUACAUGUGCCAAAUGUUUGUCUCCGGUGCGUCCCGGCAUCACAAGUAAACACUACUCGUUUGGUUCCGAGCCAACCUAAACAUUUGCUUCAUUAAUUAAGUCUUGUCCAACCAAGCACACAUUCUUUGGAUUGUUUGGUUUGUUUACCGAUGGAAGUGUUGAGGGUUGGUUCACUUUUUUUUUUAAUUGUUACUAUAUAGGAUCUAUCUGAAUGUUAUUGAACAUUGUUAUUUAAUUCUUGUCUCCACCGUAUGUAUAUAUUCCCAAAUAGGACACCAAGCGCUCGGUCAUCCAACUUUGGUACUGUAUCACGGACAAAGUGAUGACAAUUGUUCAAUAAAAGUUUUUUGAAAGAA